Molecule: messenger RNA, 1938 nt
Organism: Malaclemys terrapin pileata
Lineage: Eukaryota; Metazoa; Chordata; Testudines; Emydidae
Gene: PGM1
Product: phosphoglucomutase 1
Exons: 11
Coding region: 55-1743 (562 amino acids)
Biological process (GO): carbohydrate metabolic process
Cellular component (GO): cytosol
Molecular function (GO): phosphoglucomutase activity; magnesium ion binding
Source: RefSeq, a predicted model, not a curated record
GCUCCGGGAGGAAGCGGGGAGCGCCGCCGCCAGCCCCGCAGCCCGGUGUGCACCAUGGUGAAGAUCGUGAUGGUCCGGACCCAGGCCUACGCCGACCAGAAGCCCGGCACCAGCGGGCUGCGCAAGCGGGUGCGGGUGUUCCAGGACAACGCGCACUACGCCGAGAACUUCAUCCAGAGCAUCCUGGCCACGGUGCCCGCGGCCGAGCGGCAGGAGGCCGCGCUGGUGGUGGGCGGCGACGGCCGCUUCUACAUGACCGAGGCCAUCCAGCUGAUCAUCCGGAUCGCCGCCGCCAACGGGAUUGGCCGUUUAGUGAUUGGACAGAAUGGAAUUCUCUCCACCCCAGCUGUCUCCUGUAUUAUUAGAAAAAUCAAAGCCAUUGGUGGCAUCAUUUUGACAGCCAGUCACAACCCUGGUGGCCCAAAUGGAGACUUCGGCAUUAAAUUCAAUAUUUCCAAUGGAGGUCCUGCUCCUGAAGGUAUUACUGAUAAAAUUUUCCAAAUUAGCAAGACUAUUGAAGAGUAUGCUAUCUGCCCAGAUCUGAAGGUGGACCUUGGUACCAUUGGAAAGCAGCAAUUUGACUUGGAGAACAAGUUUAAACCAUUUACAGUUGAAAUUGUGGACUCAGUGGAAGCUUAUGCGAACAUGUUGAGGAACAUCUUUGAUUUCAGUGCGCUAAAAGAACUACUUUCAGGACAAAACCACCUAAAGAUUCGCAUAGAUGCUAUGCAUGGAGUUAUGGGCCCCUACGUAAAGAAGAUCCUGUGUGAGGAGCUUGGAGCUCCUGCAAAUUCUGCUGUGAACUGUAUACCUCUAGAGGACUUUGGUGGCCACCACCCAGACCCAAACUUAACCUAUGCUGCUGACUUGGUCCAGUCUAUGAAAACAGGAGAGUAUGACUUUGGAGCGGCCUUUGAUGGAGAUGGGGAUCGGAACAUGAUUCUAGGGAAGCACGGGUUCUUCGUUAACCCUUCAGACUCCGUUGCUGUCAUCGCUGCCAAUAUUUUCAGUAUUCCUUACUUUCAGCACACCGGCGUUCGUGGCUUCGCGCGAAGCAUGCCUACCAGUGGGGCAAUUGAUAGGGUGGCCAAAGCUACAAAGAUCGCUUUGUUUGAAACUCCAACUGGCUGGAAGUUCUUUGGAAACUUAAUGGAUGCAAACAAACUGUCUCUGUGUGGAGAGGAAAGUUUUGGUACUGGUUCUGAUCAUAUCCGUGAAAAGGACGGGCUGUGGGCUGUCCUGGCGUGGCUAUCUAUAAUAGCUGUCCGCAAACAGAGCGUGGAGGACAUCCUGAAAGAUCACUGGCAGAAAUAUGGGCGGAACUUCUUCACGAGAUAUGACUAUGAGGAGGUGGACUCAGAUGGAGCUAACAAAAUGAUGAAGGAUCUAGAAACUGUGAUGUUUGACCGUUCUUUUGUGGGAAAGCAGCUGUCAGCUGGUGAUAAAGUUUACACUGUUGAGAAAGCCGAUAACUUUGAAUACAGCGAUCCUGUGGAUGGAAGCAUCUCCAGAAACCAGGGUUUAAGGCUCAUCUUCACUGAUGGUUCUCGCAUCAUCUUCAGACUAAGCGGUACCGGCAGUGCUGGAGCGACCGUGCGACUAUACAUUGAUAGCUAUGAGAAAGAUGCUCCAAAAAUAUAUGAAGAUCCACAGGUCAUGUUGGCUCCUCUCAUUGGUAUUGCAGUGAAGCUUUCACAGCUCCAUGAAAGAACUGGCCGCACCGGCCCCACAGUCAUCACAUGAAAAGGCUGGGACCUGAUGCUGACUGCGUGCAGUGCUGAAACGGCUGGCUGUGCCUAAUGAGUCAAACAAAAUCAUCCAGUCCUUUUUAUCAAAUUGGUCACUAAAAGCAACGUUAACUCUAUUUAAAAGUAUUAUUUAAACUGAUAAAAGGCUAGAUGUUAUUAAUAAACCAGAAUCACCCAUGUUUACACUGUG